CCGAUUCGGGUUUUCGGUCUCCCCCCAUUGCCCACCCCCCCCUAAUUCCCACCCCUUCCUCCCCCCACAGCUGGGGUCGAUGGAGGGAAAUCCUCUCCCACGGACGUUUCAAACGCCGCCUUUCGGAACGGGAUGUGGAAACCAUCUGUAGGGCCAUCUUGAUUUACUGCCUCCUCCACUACCGGGGUGACGAGAGCAUCAAAGCCUUCAUUUGGGAUCUCAUCAGCCCUAACGAGAACGGACUCUCCAUCCCAGUCCCUCGGGGUCGGAAAGGGAAGAAGGUGAAAUCCCAAAACGCUUUCGACGUCCACAAAGCGGAGUGGAUCCGAAAAUACAACCCGGAUGCGCUGUUCCAGGAUGAGAGCUACAAGAAACACCUCAAGCAUCAGUGCAACAAGUGAGUUUGGGGGGCCCCAAAUCCUCCCCCAAAUCCCAUUUCUGAUGGGUUUGGUCUUUGGGGUCCCGUUACGGGAUCCAUUUUUUUUCUUGGGGUCCCAAUACCU
Messenger RNA from Phasianus colchicus (ring-necked pheasant), 503 nucleotides. The record is from RefSeq and is a predicted model, not a curated record. Lineage: Eukaryota; Metazoa; Chordata; Aves; Galliformes; Phasianidae.